AUGGCGACUCUUCCCCUUCUUCGCCCAUGCUGCUUCCUUCCCACACCCACCCUCAAAACCUCACUCCCCAGACCCACACUCUUCCUCCCUCUCAAACCCAAAAACGGCGCCGUCGGGGCGCGCAUGUCGAACACAUCUCCUCCGCCAACGGAGCGCCUCAUCUCCAUCGCCGCUUACACUCUCCCAUUCUUCAACUCCCUUCAAUACGGACGCUAUCUCCUGGCGCAGUACCCUAAGCUCGCCGUCGUCUUCGAUCCCAUCAUUCCCUUCCUUGCCUUCUACAGAUCCAUUCCCUACGCCUCCUUCGUCGCCUUCUUCGCCCUCUACCUAGGCGUCGUCCGAAACCCUACCUUCCCCCGCUACGUCAGAUUCAACGCCAUGCAAGCCGUGACCCUCGACGUUCUCCUCGUUAUCCCUCUCCUCAUCACGCGCAUCUUCUCCCCCGGUCGCGGGCCCCUCAUAAUCUGGUCCAACAACGCCAUCUUCGUCUUCAGCAUUCUCUGCUUCCUCUACGGCGUUGCUUCGUGUGUCUUGGGACGCACGCCGCAUUUGCCCUUCGUCGCCGAUGCUGCUUCCAGGCAAAUCUGA
Sphenostylis stenocarpa is the source of this 588-nucleotide messenger RNA. The record is from the annotation of a GenBank genome assembly. NCBI's taxonomy places the organism in Eukaryota, Viridiplantae, Streptophyta, Magnoliopsida, Fabales, Fabaceae.